UGGAGUGGUGAAAUGCAAGCUUGGUUGAUGACCAAGGGACUGUGGAGGCUCGUCUCUGGCGCUGAAAAGUGUCCUGGGACUGACACUGAAGCAAUAGAGAAAUGGGAGUUGAGAGCUGAAAAGGCUGCUGGUGCAUUAUAUCUCAAUGUCACCAAAGAGCAGCGCAUCCAUCUUGAUGGCAUCAUUGAUGAUCCUGUCAAGAUCUGGGAGAAACUGGCAGUUGUGCACGUCUCUAAGAAGCCUGGGACGAGAUUUAAUGCCUAUGACGACUUCUUCUCUAUCAGAAAGAAGGAGGACGAGUCCCUGCAGUCUCUCAUGACCAGAAUUGACGAAGGCAUGCAUCAGAUUCAAAAUCUUCGUCCUACUGGCUUCUCAUUUUCUGAAUUGGACGAUGAAUUGACAUGCAUGGCCAUGAUUAGGGCGCUUCCUGAUCAAUAUGCCCACUUCACUU
This is a messenger RNA of Serpula lacrymans var. lacrymans S7.9, 451 nucleotides long. RefSeq lists its product as uncharacterized. The transcript has a single exon. The record is from RefSeq and is a predicted model, not a curated record. NCBI's taxonomy places the organism in Eukaryota, Fungi, Basidiomycota, Agaricomycetes, Boletales, Serpulaceae. The annotation marks the transcript as partial.